AUGCAUCGCCAUGCCUAUUCCAACGGGCAUGCGGCAUAUCCUUCGUUAGGAGGCAGCGGCACCUUCUCCAUCCAACCACACAACGCGUGGCAUCAUGAUGCUAACUUUCGUUGCUGCUGCAGGUUCCAGCCGCGAUCACAACCAGCGCUACGGCGGCGUCGCCAGCUAAUACAGCGCCUCUUGCUCGGCGGCACCCUCUUCUGCCUCUUCUUCUUCUUCUUUUUCCCUGACAUGCGGCCGAACCUGGGCUCGGGGCCUCUCAGCUACUUUGCCUCCACCGAGGACUCCCAGCUUGAGACGGUCCGAUACUACGACCUGAACAAUGUGCAGGGCACAGCAAGGGGGUGGGAGAGGGAGGAGAGGAUACUGCUCUGCGCACCGUUGCGAGACGCCUCGCCACAUCUCGACAUGUUCUUCAAUCAUCUGAAGAAUCUGACUUAUCCCCAUAACCUCAUCGACCUGGCCUUUCUCGUCGGAGACUCUAAAGACGAUACGAUUGAGAAGUUGACAAGGAAGCUCGGCGAGCUGCAGGCGGAUCCAGAGCCAAAGCAGCAAUUCGGAGAGAUAUCAAUCAUGGAAAAGGAUUUCGGGCAAAAAGUCGACCAGGACGUUGAGAGCAGACACGGGUUCGCGGCUCAGGCGGGACGACGGAAGUCUAUGGCUCAGGCUCGCAAUUGGCUGCUCAGCGCGGCUCUACGACCAACACACAGUUGGGUUUACUGGAGGGACGUCGAUGUCGAGACUGCGCCGUUCACCAUCUUGGAGGACCUCAUGCGGCACAACAAGGAUGUCAUCGUUCCCAAUGUCUGGCGACCUCUGCCUGACUGGCUCGGAGGAGAGCAACCUUAUGACUUGAAUUCGUGGCAGGAAUCGGAGACUGCUUUGGCCCUGGCUGAUACCUUGGACGAGGAUGCGGUCAUCGUAGAGGGAUACGCGGAAUAUGCCACCUGGAGACCCCAUCUAGCUUACCUUCGAGAUCCCUAUGGCGACCCUGACAUGGAGAUGGAAAUUGACGGCGUUGGAGGAGUCAGCAUUCUAGCCAAAGCGAAGGUGUUCCGCUCUGGAGUCCACUUCCCCGCAUUCAGCUUCGAAAAGCAUGCCGAGACAGAAGGGUUUGGAAAGAUGGCGAAGCGCAUGAAGUUCUCAGUCGUUGGCCUUCCGCACUACACGAUCUGGCAUCUCUACGAGCCCAGUGUUGACGAUAUCCGACAUAUGGAGGAGAUGGAGAAGGAGCGAAAGAGCAAGGAAGCCGAAGAGAAGGCUAAGAAAGAGCGCAUGGACAAGAUCAAAGACCAGUUCGACUCUAAGUCCAGCGAAUGGGAGAAGGACAAGAACGAGAUCCACAAUCUGGUACAGAACGCAAAGAAGGAAGCGGAGCAGUCUAAGAAAGAAGCUGACUCUCCGAAGAAGGAACCCGAAGCCCCAAAGAAGGAUGCCGAGCAAUCUAAACAAGAAAACCCCACACCUGCGCAGAUUCACGACGCGAGGGGAGAGGAUGAAAAGAAACCAGCCGAGCCGAAGCAGUGA
Molecule: messenger RNA, 1527 nt
Organism: Lindgomyces ingoldianus
Lineage: Eukaryota; Fungi; Ascomycota; Dothideomycetes; Pleosporales; Lindgomycetaceae
Product: Anp1-domain-containing protein
Exons: 4
Coding region: 1-1527 (508 amino acids)
Biological process (GO): protein N-linked glycosylation; cell wall mannoprotein biosynthetic process
Cellular component (GO): mannan polymerase complex
Molecular function (GO): alpha-1,6-mannosyltransferase activity
Source: RefSeq, a predicted model, not a curated record